AUGUUUGAACUCUGGGUCCUUCCAGGUUGGAUCCUGCAGAUAGGAGCUGAGAUCUUCAGCAUCUGGAGCGAGUUCACAGGCGGUCAGAGCAUCUGCGGGGAUGUGGGCGGCUUUACAGACGGCGGUGAUGCUGCUGUGUCAGAGAUUAUAGAGCGAUCCAAACCAACCGUCCUUUCAUUAGAGCAGAAAGUGUUUCCACCUGGUCGGACCGAGCUCAUCUUCUCAUCUAGAUCCCGUCUUAUUCAGCUGAUCCCGCGGUUUGUGCGAGUGAUCCUGGCAAAGACGGCGUGUUUCCUCAGCUCCUGCUCGCUCACAGAGAGGAUGGAGGCGGUCUCAAAGCUGGUGGGUCAUAGUAAAGAGGACUGGAAACAGGUGGAGGAGCUGUGCCCGGUCUGUGGAGAUAAGGUGUCGGGCUAUCACUACGGUCUGCUCACAUGUGAGAGCUGUAAGGGUUUUUUUAAAAGAACCGUCCAGAAUAAGAAGAGGUACGUGUGUGCCGAGUAUCAGGAGUGCAGAAUCGAUAAGUCUCAGAGGAAACGCUGCCCGUUCUGCAGGUUUCAGAAAUGUCUGCACGUUGGGAUGAGGCUGGAAGCGGUGCGUGCAGAUCGGAUGCGGGGCGGCAGAAACAGGUUUGGCCCGAUGUACAAACGAGACCGAGCUCUGAAGCAGCAAAGGAGAGCUCUGGUUCAGGGUGGGGGCUUCAGGACCGAGCGGGCCCCCCCUCUGAGCGUCUACGGAGACCCGAUGUUCACGGCUGACCUCCACCCGGCCCCCGCCCUACAGACGGCACAGAGCCAGUUUUUCAGCCUCCAGCCUCCAUCGCUGGGCCCACUGCUGCCCCCCCUCUCUCCUGUGGCCCCCUCCAUGAAGUGUGAGCCCCCCAGCACGGAUUCAUCUGUCCCUGCAGCAGGACUGACCCCAGAGCAGCCCCUCCCCCUCCCUCUGUCUCCUCAGCUGGUGGUGGAGCUGCUGCAGGGGGGGCCAGAUGAGCUCCAGCUGCAGGAGAAGAUCUCUGCUCGCCUCCUGCAGGAGCAGAUGAGGUGGGGGGGUCACUGGACCCCCUCCACCUUCAGCCUGAUGUUCAUCAUGGCCGACCAGAUGCUGCUGUGCACGGUGGAGUGGGCGCGCUCCUGCUGCUUCUUCAAACAGCUGCAGGUGGGCGAUCAGAUGAAGCUGCUGCACCGUUGUUGGACCGAUCUGUUGCUGCUGGACGUCGUCUGCAGACAGGUCCUGUUCGGCCGAGAGGAGCGUCUGCUGCUGGUCAGCGGGCAGGAGGUGGAGCUGUCAGACGUCUCCCCUCAUGCCGAUCCGGCCCUCUCUGGUCUGAUCCACAGAGGAGAGCAGCUCGUUCAGAGGCUCAAGGUCCUAAAAGUCCACCUACAAGAGUUCACCUGGAUCCGGUUCCUCCUCCUCUUUGACCCCGAGGUGGAACACCUGGAGGAUCGUCCGUUUGUGGAGAGCGUUCAUCAGCAGGUCAGAGGAGCUCUGCUGGACCACGCCGUGAGCUCCUCGUCUCUCCUGUCGGGACGUUUUUCUGUCCUGCUGCAGUGGUUGUCAGAGUUGCGCCUCCUCAGCGGGUCAGCUGCAGAUUACCUGUACGGCUCACACCUGAACGCCGAGCUGCACGGCGACAGCCUGCUGCUGGAGAUGCUGCACGCCAGACGCCACCAGACGUGA
Molecule: messenger RNA, 1677 nt
Organism: Cheilinus undulatus (humphead wrasse)
Lineage: Eukaryota; Metazoa; Chordata; Actinopteri; Labriformes; Labridae
Product: steroidogenic factor 1-like
Exons: 9
Coding region: 1-1677 (558 amino acids)
Biological process (GO): hormone-mediated signaling pathway; regulation of transcription by RNA polymerase II; tissue development
Cellular component (GO): RNA polymerase II transcription regulator complex
Molecular function (GO): RNA polymerase II cis-regulatory region sequence-specific DNA binding; zinc ion binding; nuclear receptor activity
Source: RefSeq, a predicted model, not a curated record